Leptomonas pyrrhocoris is the source of this 1533-nucleotide messenger RNA. RefSeq names its product Surface antigen-like protein. The coding region runs from base 1 to 1533 and encodes 510 amino acids. The record is from RefSeq and is a predicted model, not a curated record. Gene Ontology annotation, molecular function: protein binding. The transcript has a single exon. Lineage: Eukaryota; Euglenozoa; Kinetoplastea; Trypanosomatida; Trypanosomatidae.
AUGCACGUGUUGCCUUCGCGUCUGUUUGCGCUGGUGUUGAUGGCGGCGCUGCUGCUUGUCGGCGGUGCGGAUGCUCGCGGGAGGCGGACUCCGCAGCAGGCGACGCUGAACUUCCUGAUGGAGUUCGUCGACGAGUACAGGCGCGUGCUGAGGCCGCUGUGGACUGGGUCUGACUACUGCACAUGGAGCGGCGUAUCAUGCGCUGCAAACGGCGAGGUAUCCGUAAACCUGAGCGGCCGCGGCCUCGUUGGCGAAAUGCCGGAGGUGGACGACGAAGACGGCGAGCUGUCGCUCGUGGUGUCGAUCGACCUGUCGAACAAUUCUGGGAUCCACGGCGACUUCGAGAGCGACUGGAAGAACUUGGCGAACCUGCGCGUGAUGAACUUGAGCUACACGUCGCUGCACGGAUACAUUCCGAAUGAGUGGCGCAACAUGGCGAGCUUGGAGGAGGUGUACAUCCACCACACUGCGGCGUGCAGAGACUUGCCGCAGUGGAGGCAGAUGCCAAUGCUGCGCGUUGCAGACCUGUCGUACAACAACUUCCAGGGAUCGCUGCGCUCGGAGUGGUCGCAGCUGCCAGCGCUGCAGCAUGUGAACCUCGACGGUAACGCGUUCUGCGGAUGUGUACCGACGUCGUGGAGUGGGAACGCCGUGCUGGCCAGCGCCGCCGCUAAUCUUGCCGCGUCCGAUGCGUCCACUUGCUACGUGAGCCGCUGCUUGAAUCGCCAGGCGUGUCCUUACGCGCCGAACUUUGCGUCGACGCCUGCUCCCCAGCCGACCGCGCCACCGACGACGACGAAUCCUGCUCCCCAGCCGACCUUUACACCGGCCACGCGGGAUCCUGCCACGACGACCACCUCCAUCCCUGUUUACGACGAGCAGGCGACGCGUCUGUUUCUGUCUGAGAUUGCUGCUGCUUUUCCAUCGCAGUUGAGUGGGUGGACUGGCUAUGACUAUUGCUCGUGGGACGGCGUGUCAUGUGCGGCGGACGGCGACGUGACUGCGGACCUGCGCGGUCGUGGUCUGGCAGGCACACUGUCUCCGCUGCGCGGUCUUGACGGGUCUGCUGUGCGUGUUGUGUCACUUGACGUGUCGAACAACAGCGGCCUCACCGGCGCGUUCAUGGACAGCUGGGCUGGGCUGAAGCGCUUGCGCUCGCUGAACAUGAGCAAGACGUCUGUGCGUGGCUACGUGCCGAGCGCGUGGAAUGGGAUGAGGAGCCUGCAGACGCUUGAUCUAAGCGAGACGCAGGCGUGCGGUGGGCUGCCCAAUUGGGGCCGGGGCAUGUUGUCGCUGCGCGUGGUGAACCUAUCGCAGACCCAUAUGAGAGGAGUGCUUGCGUCUUCGUGGGCCGCGCUGCCGGUGCUGGAGACAGCCGACUUGAGCGGCAACGCGUUCUGCGGGUGCGUGCCGACGGCGUGGAGGAACAACGUGGUGCUACAGGCUGCCGCUGCCGGCGCGAACUCCGGCCUGACGGCCGCGACGUGCGCAGCGACGAACCGCUGCACCGGACUAAACUACAUGUGUUGGUGA